AUGGCGGCCCCGACCAAGAGCACUCUCGUCACAUACAGCCGUCGUGGCCCGCGCACGGUGGCCUACUUUAAUCAGUCCGCCCCGACUGGCAAUGCGUCGCUCUGGACCCCACGACGUGCGGGCAUCUCGGCCGGCGAUGCAUCCCGGUCGCCGGCCUCCAGCUUCGGCGCCGGGGCCUUUCGCGGCGCCGCGGCCCUGACCGGUGUGGACCUGCACCGGAGCGCUUCGGCCGACUCGCUGGACUCCCUGAUGACCAGUCGCAGCAACCGCAGCACCGACUCCCCCAGCAGCAGCAGCUACGAGGACUCGGACUCGGACAUCUCCUCGGACAGUGGCCUGUCAGAUGGCGAGUCGGACGGCGAGUCGGACAGCGGCUCCGACUCCGAUGAGGUCAUGGACCUGGCGGGGCCGUCGACCCCACCGCCGGCGGUGGCCUCACGCGCCCAUCAGCAGUCCUUCCUGCCAUCGCAGCCGGGCUCCCGGGCCACGGCGGCCGGGUCUCCGGAUGACGCGCAUCUGCAGCAGCUCCUGCUGGCCGGCCUGCUGCCGGCAUCAUUGAGCCCCGGGCAACUGGCCGAUCGCCGGCGCAUUGUCCUCGCCUCAUCGCCCAUGGUCCGGCGCCUGAGCAGCUCGGUGGCCCUGGCCGGUGCGGCGUCCUCCCCGCUGAUGGCUCCCCACUCGCCCGGAGCAGCCAUGUCUCCGCGUGGGGUGCGCGUGGACUUGGCCACCGGCGGCGGCUUGGCCCUCACCUCGCCGACACUGAAUGCCCCCUCCCUGUCGGCGCCCCUGUCGCCGGCGGCGGCCCUGCGCAAUCCGCAUCUGGCCGUGUCGGCCGGGCGCAUCGUCGAAAUCCAUCCUCAACCCACCUCCGGCAGCAUGAAGACCGCCUUCGGCACGCCGAGUGCUUCGCGCCGGCGGCCGGCUCCCGCCGGACCGGCUGUCGGUGGCCCACGUCGUGCCUCGGCCUUGCCGCUGUCCUCCCUGCUGGAGGUAUCCCACUCGUCUCCGGUGUCGCUGCUUCUGGCCACCGGGCCGGACCAUGGCCAGGGCACCCUCCUUUCCGAUGGGGGGGAGGACCACCCGGAGGCCGCCGGCCCCGAGGACCGGAUCCCGGCCAGCAGCUUCGGAAUCAAUCUUGCCAGCCAGCCGGCCAGUGCCAGUGCCUCGAGUGACUCGCUGGGCCCGGGUCCGGGCCCGGGCCCGGGCCCGGGCUUGUCAGCCCUGCGUCCGCGUGGCAGCGUCGUCUUGCCGAAUGCCCCGGUUGGCGGCGGGUCGGAAACCCUCACCCGGUCAUCCUCCUUCUCGGCGUUGAGUCACUUUGCUCGGGCCGUGGCCCCGGCCGGGGUGGCCCAGCCGGCGCCCCUGCGCCCGACCUCCCCCGCCACCCGGCGUCCUGGUGACCCGGAGUCCGAGGAUGAAUUCAGCUUCGAGGAGGCCCUCAAUGCCAUUGUCCUCAAGCAGCAGCAGCAGGAGCGCGAAACGCGCGAGCGCCGGCAAGCGGCCAAGCCCCAGCGCCGGCCCAGUCGCCUGCGUGGCAGUCGCCGGGGCAAGGGCUCCGCCACGCCGGCGGCCCCCUCGGCCGAGGGUGCCGCCCUGCGCAGUGACACCGGCCUGGUCUUCGACUUCCGGCCGGAGCCCGUCAUGUCCCUGGAGGAGGCCCUCGGCAUGGGGCCGGUUGAUGACUCUUCCGAUGACGAGCUUGUCUCGACCGCCAGCUCAAGCCACAGUGCCAGCUCCGCGGGCUACUUUUCGCGGAUCUGGCGCAUGGCCACCGGCUCCAGCCACGGCCAUGGCAAGCAGCGUGGCAGUGGCGGUGACGCUGGUCGUGGCCCGCAUGCGACUGGCUCUCAUCGGUCCUCCUCCGGGUCCGGGUCGACUCCGGGCCUGGCUCCGAUUUCGGACCCCACCCUGGCGGCCCCCCCGGCGUUGGCCCCGAUCUCGACAUUGCCCUUGGCGGCCGGUCCCGUCUUGGAGAUCCUCCCCCAAGCAGGCCACCAAGACCCCUCCUCGGUCCCGGGCUCGACCGACAUGCACAGUCUGUCCCACCACACCGACGAGUCGUCCUUCGAUCAGACGGACCCGCUCCUGUCGACGCAGGACUCGAUCAUGGAAAUCCCCCUGAAGCUGGGCGCCGGGGAUGGGGACCACAUGUCGCCGGAAGCGGCCGCCGAGGCCGAGAUCCAGGCGCGCGAGCUCCUGUCCCUGCGCGAGGCCCUUCGUAUUGCGGUGGAAAACCCCUCGCAGGAGCACUCGGAUAUCCAGCUUCUGACCAUCGGCGAUGCGUUGUCGAUUGUGGUUGACCAGCAGCAGCGCCAGUAUUUGGCACAGAAUGAGGAUCGGCGGCAGCAGCGCCGCCGCGAGCGCGAGCUACUGGCCGCCCAUCGGCUGGGCGCCGAGUCGCCUGGCGGGCCGGCGACCGCUUCCGACGACGCUCCCUCGGCCCCGGGGUCGGAGCAGCUUCACCCCAUCGACUUGACGGCCACCGAUGCCUCUGCCACUUCCAGCCAGGAGGAGUUCGACCCCCUGGCCACUGGCGACUCGUUGACCGAGGCCAUUGUCACCGGGGCCGGUGUCGACCGGACCGUGUGGACUCUGUACUCGGCCCUGCGGCUGUUUGCCUGGCGCCGAGGCCGGCGGCUGCUGGCCGAGGAGUUGGAGGACUCGAUCCAGGCGUCGCGCUCGGCCGACUUUGCCGAAGCCCUGUCCCUCUCGGCGGAGCACCUGCCGCGGGAUCACAGCCGCGAGCUCCUGUCCCUGCAGGAGAUUCUCUUUGCCGGGCGCCUGUCGCCGGUUCCCUCGGGGACCGACCUGCCGGCUGCCGGGGAAGGGGCCGGCUUCCAUCUCGAGGGGCCCGUGGAUGAUGUCCGCAUUCGUCGGGCAUCAUCCGGUGUGCUGUUGAGCUUCGAGGAGGCAUUGAAGCUCAGUGUGGAGGAGCUUCGUCGGUCGGCGGUCCCCUCGCUCACCGGGUCCCCGAGCAAUGGGGCUCGCGUGGGUGGCGGCUCGGUUGGGAGUGUGGCCGCCGCGCGCAGCCCCUCCGGCGAGUGGGCCCCCAUCGCUCCUCGGCCCUUGGAGCUGGCCCCCUCCGGGUCUGGGACUCUCCGAAGCACCGACAGCAGCCAGUUGAUUUCCCUGUCGGAGGCCCUGCUGUUGGCCGCCAGUCCGGGCCCCUCGCGCCGGCAGUCCAUGAUUUUGCCCGGCCAGCUGGACAUCCUGGCACCUUUGAAUUUCGACACGGUCCCGGCCGGCCCCGGUGCCCGCCCCGAGUCGGCUGUCGGCCCGUGGGCCAAUGGCCCGCCGCCGGGCAAGGGCCCGAAUCGUGCUGGGCCACACCCGCUGGCGCAGCAGGAUGAUGCGUCAUCCGACCUGCUGGGCAGCACCGGCGGCAGCUCGCUCAUGGACACCGAUUCGUCGGACUACCUCAUGUCGACGGCCCUCUCCUCGCAGUCGGCCAUGGACCGGUAUCUGGAAGACAGCAUGGCCACGUACCACCACUCGGUGGAGCCGGGCUCCUAUGCCCACGAUCAUCACCUUCAUCAUCAGCCUGGUGGCCACCACCCGGGUGAUGAUGGCCACCAUCCCGAGGGGUUGAUGCUGGCGCCGGCCCCGGGUGCUGGGACUCCGGGCACCAGCCAGUCGCCACUUCUGUCGCUGGCGGAUGCCCUGAUGCUGGAUUGCCCAUCGCCGAUGGAUGUCGAGCCGCCGAUGCUGGCGGCGCCGGUCGACAAGAAGCGCGCCGAUGGCGGAGCCGCGGCCAGCAAGCGGUCGCGCUUCCGCUUCCCCUGGUCCAGCCACAAGCCGGCGACCACCACCGAGGCCAAGGCCUCGGGCGCCUCGGCACCGGCCAUGGUUUCACAGUCCUCCUUCCCGCUCUUGGGUCCGGAGCCAGGGGCCGCUUCCUAUUCGGAGGCGCUGCCCAGCAUGGCCACCGAGCGGCAGCAGCAGCAGCAGCAGCAGCAGCAGCAGCAGCAGCAGCAGCAGCAGGUCCUGCCACAGGGCAGCAAGGAGCCCGGCCCCGCGUCCGCGGUCACCGGCAACAGCCGCAUGCGCCAGCUGCUGGAGAAGCGCAAUGCCGAGGCACAGCUGGCUGCCGAGCGGGCCUCCGCCGCCUCCGAGGCCGAGUCCCGGCGGAACCUCACCGCCGUGACCCAGGCCCAUCGCCAGGGGUUCCUGGUGGACAGCAGUGUGGACAAUCUGCACCAGUUGGUCCAGGCGGCGCCGGCGGCGCCGGCUCCGGAUCUGGCGCCGGCGGCGUCGGCGGCCGCACCAGCGGCGGCCGCGGUGCCGAUCAUGUCGCCGACCUUCAUCCGGUCGGCCUCGGUUCCCACGGAUUUGGCCAACCUGGAUCUGGGGCACAUUGUGAAGAGCGAGUACUCGGCCGAGGUUCGGCGCCAGCAAAGCCAGUUGGCAUCGAUGCUGGCCGCCGACGACGAGCAUUCCACCUCGGCUCUGGCCCCGGCCCUGGCCCUCGGGAGUGGGAAGCAGCAGCAGCAGCAGCAGCAGCAGCAGCAGCAGCAGCAGCAGCUUUCGCCCGCUUUGCCGCCGAUCCUGAAUCCGGUGGUCGCGUCCCCGGCUCCGGCGAGCUUUAUGCGCUCUCCGCGCCCGGCAUUCUUCCCGGACCCGUCGACCCAGCAGGAGGGCCCGGCAGCGACGGCGGACCUGCGGUCGCUGUCGGAACUGCUGGCCCUUUGCGCCCAGUCGCGGCCGGUGUCCUUCAGUUCGGUGAUUGGUGCAAAUGCCCUUGGCCGGUGUACCAAGAUCGGCGAGAGCACCUUUGCUGAGGUCUUCUCGCUGGCGUGCGAUGUCCCGUGUGCUGGCCCGAAGGGCAGUGCCUGUACCGGGAGCGGUGUGGCCCCGCGGCCUCCCCCAGCCGGGGUUGUCCUGAAGAUCGUGCCCUUCAACGUCGGCUCCUUGUCCGGCACGGAGGGCGAGGGGCUCUCGGCCAAUGAGGUGUACCAGGAAAUCCGCAUCACCCAGCAGCUUUCCGGCCUGGGCACCUUGCGCCAGGGUGGCAGUCCCACCGGAGGGGCUGCUGGCCGGGCGGCGCACUUCGCUUGUACCGAUUGCCUGCCGGCCGGACAUCCGGAUGCCGGGGCCUUUGUGGCGGAUGCCGCUCUCCAGGGCCCGGUGUCGCCCGGGUCCGGUCGGGAGCGCCGGAUUUACACCUCUUCCUUCGUGCGUCUCCUCGGGGCCGGCAUCUGCCAUGGUCCCUUCCCGACGGAGCUCCUGACCGCGUGGAAUGCCUUCCGGACGGCUGAGCCGGCGCGCGCCGUCAAUCCCUCGCCCGCCGGUCUGCCCGCAUCGCAACUCUUCGCGGUGAUUGUGCUCGAACACGGCGGGACCGAUCUCGAGCACUGCAUUCUCCCCUCGCGCGUGGCUGCUCGGUCGAUCCUCUUCCAAAUCUGCCUGUCCCUGGCUUCGGUGGAGGCCUCGCAUCAGUUUGAGCAUCGUGACCUCCACUGGGGCAAUGUCCUGGUGACGGCAUCGACGCCGGCCGGGCGCCGGCCCUCACUGCCGAUCCUCAGCAGUGACGUCGACUCGGCUCCCUUCAUGUUGGAUGGCAACCUGGUGUCCAUCGAGAACCAUGGCGUCCGGGCGACCAUCAUCGAUUACACCCUGUCGCGCAUGUUCCACAAGGAUGAGCUCCUCUUCGUGCAGCUCGAUGAUGAGUCCUACUUCGAGGGUCGUGGCGACUAUCAAUUCGAUGUAUACCGCAAAAUGCGCCAGCUGACAGACAACGAGUGGGCAGCCCAUGUGCCGGCCACCAAUGUCUACUGGGUCUACUACCUGGCCGAUAAGCUGCUGAACAGCGUGAAGUACGCUCCUCGGCGUGGGGACCCCGAGCGUCGACGCCAAGAUGCGGGUGAGCGCUCGGCCCUGGCCAGCUUCCUGAAGCGCGUCCGGUCCUACGAGUCAGUCGGCCAGUUGGUCCGGGACCACUACUUCGCGGACCUUGUCACGGAUGUGGCCAUGCUCAACCGCAUGCUUGUUCGCUUCGACUAGGGGAGAACCUCCUCGGUGAGUGUCCCCCCCCCCCCCAUCAAUCCCCUCCGGCCGUCCCCGCUGUGUGGGUGACUUGCUUUUUCCAUCCCCAUCCCCUGCCCUCCCCCUCUUUCCUUGUCUGGCCUCUUUUUUUGUGUCUGGCAGAAUGCGCGGCAUCUCCACGGUGCGCCUUCUCUGCCGAGCUGAGAGCUCUCCAAAAGAGCAUUUCCCUUUUCGCCUUCCUACAUGUGGGCCCAUCCCGCGAUCGCAAUAGACUCUUCCUCCCUCCA
This is a messenger RNA of Fonticula alba, 6269 nucleotides long. Its product is annotated as HASPIN protein kinase. Lineage: Eukaryota; Rotosphaerida; Fonticulaceae. Gene Ontology annotation, biological process: intracellular signal transduction; mitotic cell cycle. The record is from RefSeq and is a predicted model, not a curated record. Gene Ontology annotation, cellular component: cytoplasm; nucleus. The transcript is spliced from 2 exons. Gene Ontology annotation, molecular function: histone H3T3 kinase activity. Bases 1 to 6000 code for a protein of 1999 amino acids.